Molecule: messenger RNA, 1075 nt
Organism: Zea mays
Lineage: Eukaryota; Viridiplantae; Streptophyta; Magnoliopsida; Poales; Poaceae
Product: ubiquitin-conjugating enzyme E2-22 kDa
Exons: 6
Coding region: 152-781 (209 amino acids)
Molecular function (GO): protein binding
Source: RefSeq, a predicted model, not a curated record
AUAAGGUCAUCGCAGACCGGACCCACGCGUCAGUGAGACGGAAGUAACUGCCGCAUCUCAAGUCUCAACCCUCGCCUCCAAUCGCAACGCUCCCGAGGAGAGCCAGGAGGAGGUGACGGCGGCGCCGCGAGGAAGGAGGGAUCGAUCGAGGAUGGUGGACGUCUCGCGCGUGCAGAAGGAGCUCACCGAGUGCAACCGCGACCGGGAGGUAUCGGGCGUCUCCAUCGCGCUCCACGACGGCGCCAACAUCUCCCACCUCACCGGCACCAUCGCCGGGCCCGCCGACAGCCCCUACGAGGGCGGCACGUUCGUCAUCGAUAUCCGCCUGCCCGGUGGAUAUCCCUUUGAGCCGCCGAAGAUGCAGUUCAUCACCAAAGUAUGGCACCCUAACAUCAGCAGCCAAAAUGGAGCAAUUUGCUUGGACAUUCUGAAAGAUCAGUGGAGCCCAGCCCUUACCUUGAAGACUGCGCUCCUUUCCCUUCAAGCUCUGCUUUCUUCUCCUGCACCUGAUGAUCCUCAGGAUGCUGUUGUUGCACAACAGAUGCUAGAUGGCAAGAUAGGGUAUAAAUAUAACCAUUACCUGCGUGACUAUCCAACAUUUGCCGCUACGGCUCGCUACUGGACAGAGGCCUUCGCGAAGAGUGCAUCAACGGGCAUGGAAGAGAAGGUGCAGAAGCUGGUUGAGAUGGGCUUCCCAGAGGAUCAGGUGAGAAGUGCCCUGAAGAGCGUGGAUGGCGACGAGAACAUGGCUCUCGAAAAGCUCUGCUCUGGCUCUGGGUGAACCAUUCUCUUGGGGCCAAUACAUGAGCAGCUGUACAUUUCACAGUGCCUGCUAAUGCUCCUGCUCAGCCAUUUCAUAUAGGGGCCGUGCCAUGGCCCAUGGGACUGGAGUGAGACUCUCCUAGGACAACAUGAGAGUUCGUUCGUUUCUUUAAACUAUUUUGCUGUUGUGUCUGGUAGGCUGAAUCGACUCUUUGCCCAUGGAACCCUGGUAAUAUCUGAUGCAAAGGAAACAUGAGGUUGACAUAAACCCCCCUGCAGCUGCAACCUGUAUGUCAAUGCCACGCUUCGCUUC